UGAGAGAAGAGGGAAAAUAUACUUAAUAUGAAUUCUGUGUCUGGAAGCAAGGAUCGGAGUGCGUUUUCAAGGAAUCGAAAAUAUGUCGGGACGGAGAAUUGUUCUCCGACCAAAGUGGGAUCUUUCACCCCAGAAAGCUGGUACAGGAAGGGAUAUCAGAUGUGUGAGACCGGCAGCCGACCUGCCCCCGAGGGAGGCGGCUCUGUCCCGGGAUCGGGCACCGCGUCCCCGGGUUCAAGCGGCGGAUCUCCCGGCUCGUCCUUCACCGGUUCUCCCGGCUCCGGCGGUGGAUCUCCGGGCUCGUUGGCAGGAUCUUCCCCGGGCUCCGGCACCGGCUCCCCGGGCUCCGGCACCGGCUCCCCGGGCUCCAGCACCGGCUCCCCGGGCUCCAGCACCGGCUCCCCGGGCUCCGGCACCGGCUCCCCGGGCUCCAGCACCGGCUCCCCGGGCUCCGGCACCGGCUCCCCGGGCUCCUUCGGCUCUGAGGAUAAGGGGAUCUGGUGUGAAAACUGCAACACCAGGCUGGUGGAGCUGAAGAGGCAAGCGUUGAAGAUGAUGAUCCCAGGAGCUUUUUCCAGCAAGGACCCAGCUUUCUCAGCUUUGAUCCACGACAAACUCCAGGUUCCUAACACGACCAGGAGAGCCUGGAACGAGCGGGACAACCGUUGUGACAUCUGUGCCACUCACCUGAAUCAGCUGAAGCAGGAAGCCAUACAGAUGGUGCAGACCCUAGAGCAGGCAGCCACCUUGGAGCAGUACGACGCCUCGCCAGGCUCUCCCCCUCUGUCCAAUAUUCCCUCGCUGGUGGGCUCCCGCAACAUAGGCAGCCUGCAGGUGCCCAGAGACUGGGCCUUCGUUCCAGCCACAUACACCACCUCCACCUACACAGGCUUCCUGACUAACAAGUACACGGGCAAACCCAACACACUAGGAAUCGUCAAUGGGGUGGAGAAGAAGAACGGCUCCCCCGGACAUUCGGUAUCCAAGGCUGGGCUCCAGAUGGCCACCAGCCCCAACAACGGCAACAUCCUGAGCUCGGUGGCUAUUCAAGCUCACCAGUACUUGGAGGGAACAUGGUCUGUAUCGAGGACGAACGGAGUGACCCUAUAUCCCUAUCCGAUAUCCCAGCUGAUGUCAGAAAAUUGUCGGGAAGGGUUGACCGAAGCUGUCCUGAACCGGUACAACUCCGACAAGCCCUCAGUGUACAGCUUCCCUGGGUCACAGAGCACGUAUGUCACCAGUGUAGCCUCGAGUGGGACAUCAGCAGCUGCCUCCUUCUUCGCCAGAGCUGCUCAGAAACUCAACCUGUCUUCCAAGAAGAAGAAGCACCACCGCCCUCCUCCCCCAUAUGUGUCGGAGUCUCCCAUCUUCCCAACCAACUUCAGUGGCAGCCUGCAAACAUCCCCUCCACCGGCCCCCCCAUGUCUCCUGAGGGCCAUCAACAAGGUGAAGGACAAUCCUGGGAUGGGAAAGGUGAAGGUCAUGCUGCGAAUCUGCCAGGCUUCAGUUGGGGAUAUGUCUGAGUCCAGCUGUUUCUUUAAAGUUGAUCCUCGUAAAAAGCAAAUUACUUUAUACGAUCCAUCGAUUAAUGGGCUCCAAAAUUCCUCACAGAAAAGAGGCGGCCUGGUACCACCAAAGAUGUUUGCUUUUGAUGCUGUCUUCCCACAGGAUUCCUCACAGGCUGAAGUAUGCGCAGGGACGGUAGCGGAAGUCAUCCAAUCUGUAGUGAAUGGCGCAGAUGGCUGUGUGUUCUGUUUUGGCCAUGCCAAGCUAGGAAAGUCAUAUACCAUGAUUGGGAAAGAUGACUCCAUGCAGAAUCUCGGCAUAAUCCCUUGUGCUAUCUCGUGGCUCUUCAAACUGAUAAAUGAGAGGAAGGAGAAGACAGGAGCUCGGUUCUCCGUGCGAGUGUCUGCAGUCGAGGUCUGGGGGAAGGAAGAAAACCUGAAAGACUUGCUGUCCGAGGUCGCUACAGGCAGUCUGCAGGAUGGUCAGUCGCCUGGAGUUUACCUGUGUGAGGACCCAAUCUGUGGCAUGCAGCUCCAGAACCAGAGCGAGCUGCGAGCGCCGACAGCAGAGAAAGCAGCGUUCUUCCUGGAUGCCGCCAUUGCCUCCCGUCGCAGCAGCCAGUCAGACUGUGAUGAGGAGGAGCUGCGAAAUUCCCACAUGCUCUUCACUUUGCACAUAUACCAGUACCGGAUGGAGAAGAGCGGCAAAGGCGGAAUGUCAGGAGGUCGCAGCCGCUUACACCUCAUUGACCUGGGAAGCUGCGUAAAAGUGCUGAGCAAAAGUCGUGAGGGAGGCUCUGGGCUCUGCCUCUCUCUGUCAGCGCUGGGAAAUGUUAUUCUCGCUCUCGUCAAUGGCACCAAACACAUCCCCUACAAAGAAAGCAAGCUCACAAUGCUGCUGCGGGAAUCCCUGGGGAACCUGAACUGCCGAACAACCAUGAUCGCCCACAUCUCAGCCUCCUCCAGUCAUUAUUCAGAGACGCUUUCCACCAUCCAGAUCGCUUCACGAGUUCUCCGGAUGAAGAAGAAAAAGACAAAGUAUACUUCCAGUUCAUCUGGUGGAGAGAGUUCCUGUGAAGAAGGGAGAAUGCGUAGGCCAACACAACUCCGACCAUUCCACCCGAGGGGAGCGGUAGAGCCCGAUCUUCCCAUCCUAAACCUUUCAAGUGACCCAGACUACUCCUCUAGCAGCGAGCAGUCAUGUGACACUGUUAUUUACGUCGGCCCAAAUGGCACUGCUCUUUCAGACAAGGAGCUGACCGACAAUGAAGGGCCGCCUGACUUUGUGCCCAUUAUCCCCUCGCUGCAGAAGAAUAAAAAUGAGGUAAAGCCAGAAAACAGCAGUGAGCCCACAUCCGCCCACCCUGAGAAAGACUGCCUUAAAUGCAACACCUUUGCAGAGCUCCAAGAGCGACUUGAGUGCAUUGACGGCAGCGAGGAACCGAACAAGUUUCCAUUCGAAGAGUUUCCGGUUACACUGACGGGUGCAGACCCGUCAGUUAAAUACGAGCAAGUGCAAUCUCAGGAUGCUGAGGUCCAGCACUUAGCAGAGGAUUGCAACAUGGACAACCUGAUACCCAGCCACUGGACUGAUGUGGAGAAAACGGAGGAAGAAAUUCCUGCCCGAACCCAGUCCUCUGCUCCAAUAGGAAGUAAUAACUCGGCACCUCCUUCUCCUCGGAGUGUCAUGGGGAACAGUAACACCCAACCAAACUCACCGAGAGCACAGGCCAACAAUGUACAGAGCGUCAAAGAAGCCCCUGGUGGUGGUGCUGCUGUGGAAGCUAAACCAAGGCCUAUGGGAUCCCCAAGACUAGGCAUAGCAAGUCUUUCAAAGACAUCGGAAUAUAAGCCCCAGCAUUCUCCUUCCCAGCGCUGUAAAGUGUACACGCAAAAGGUAUCCUUACCCAGCACUGCUCCAGCUCAGCCUGUACACAAGGAUGGUGAGAAGACGCCAAACGAAACACUGCACCAGUCUGAAAUCCGAACUGCCCCCGUUGGAAUGAGUCCCCAAACAAUGAAGAAAUCAGUGUCUUCUGGCAGUGGCUGUUCUGAGGACCUACUCUUCUCCGACCAGGAUCAGGAGGUUACAGCAGAUCCAACGAAGGAUAUGAUGACUACAGCUACCGUCACCCUGCAGCAGCCCCUGGAGCUGAAUGGGGAGGAUGAGCUGGUGUUCACACUGGUCGAGGAGCUGACGAUCAGCGGCAUCUUGGAGAACGGACGCCCGACCAGCAUUAUUAGCUUUAACAGUGACUGCUCAGUGCAGGCCCUGGCCUCGGGCUCCAGGCCUGUCAGCAUUAUCAGCAGUAUCAACGAGGAUCUCGAGUGCUACGCAAAUGCGUCACCCUUCUCCGAAGUGAGCAUCACCAAAUUCCUGCCUUUCCCCAAGCCAGGCCUGGAUGAGAAGGUGUUGGUUUCCACCAGCAGACGUUCCUCCAUCAGCAGCUGGCUGAGUGAGAUGAGCACCGGCAGUGACGGAGAGCAGUCGUGUCACAGCUUUGUGGCUCAGACCUGCGGUGGCAAUGGCGAGGCUUUGGCAGACCCCUCAAUGCUGGACGAGCCCGUGGAGCUGCAGGACGACUGCGUGACGUACUUGGGGAACGAGAAAUACUCCGUGGUGGACAAUUUGUUUGCGGUGCCCGAGAGAGCCAGUGAGGCCAAAAGCUUGUAUAAAAUGACCUCCAAUAAGAACUGCAAGAUCUCCACCCUGGGGAAGACCACCCUUAGAAUAUCCAACGCCUCCAGCUUGACCAGCGCCGAUGGCUGUUUCCCCAUCAAGACGAACAUUUCGGUUCACCCCUGCAUCACAAUAAAGCCCAUCAACUUGGAUCAGAAUGAAGUGUUUUCGGCUGUGAAGUCUGCCACCGUGCUUUCUCAUCACUGUGACACCGAGCCUCCCGGCAACUGCUAUGCAAGGGAAAUGAAGUUUGACGACCCUUGGUUGAAACGUGUGGAUGACGUCAGCUUGGACGGCAGCCACAAGGUGGCGAAGGGCACAGCCGCCCUUGGCCAGAGCCGGAAGCAGAGCUCCGCGGACAGCUUCAGUGCCGGCAGCAGUGAAACUGCCGAUUCUCCUGUCCACACCGACCCCAUGAAGAGGGUUGUGGAUGGCUGUGAAAUGUCUCUGCCCACCUCCACCAGUCAGAGCUCCAUUUACUCCACCGAGAGCAUGAAACACGGCAGUCUGCCCAGGAGCCUGCAGCACGCUCUGCUGGGCAAACAGGAUGACCCCGAUAGUAUCUCACUGAGGUCUCUGUGCCUUGGGACAGAAAGCACAAGUGGGUCCGCUGCUACCUCACAGGCUUCCACUCCUUGUAGCCCACGGAACACACUGGAGAGAAGAGUAGCUUCUCCCAAACACACGAUGCUGGGCAGACCUAAGGGAACACCCCCACUGCCUCCGGUUAGGAAGUCCAGCCUGGAUCAGAGAAACCGAGCCAGUCCGCAGCACGGAGCUGGCAGCAACAGCACCUCUAGUCAAGCUUGGCCAUCGCUGGCAAAAACACUAGACGACAUGAGUGGCAAUGGCAAGGGCAGUAAAGGAAGCAGUGGGAAAAGUGAGCAGUUCAGUAGCAGGACCAACUCUCUGAGCAGAAAUUACACAGGACAUUAUGAAUGUUUAUCAUUGGAAAGGGCAGAGAGCCUGACCUCCGUAGGCUCCAAGGUCAGUGCGUGCAGGGACAGCACGAUGCCCAGAACAGGCAGAAGCUUGAGUCGCAGUGCCAUGUCUUCGCCUGUGAACUCGGGGGCAUCCCUGCCUGUGGCCGUCUCUCCAAAGUCCAGCACCUCGAAAAUGUCAGCCGUCAGCAAGCUGCUCCUGGCGAGUCCCAAGUCACGUAGCCUGUCAGCAUCCAGCACAAAGACGCUGAGCUUUUCCACCAAAUCCUUGCCCCAGUCAGUGGGCCGCAGCUCCAGCAUGCCACCGAACUCCAAGAACAUGUCCUGGUCAACUCAGUCCCUGAGCAGCAAGCAAAGCAGAGGUUCCAGUGUGGUUGCCAAGCUUCCUCUCCGAGCUGUCAACGGACGUAUCUCCGAGUUACUCCAAGGGAGCGUUGGAAUCAGGGCCACUCACCUGAGAGGGACCACAGACACGGACGAGCGAGGCUCACACGUUGGCGAGGAGAAGUGCCCUCCGCAGGUGCUUCCUUCACCUUACAGUAAGAUCACGCCACCCCGUAAACCCCAUCGGUGCAGCAGCGGCCACGGGAGUGACAACAGCAGCGUUCUGAGUGGGGAGCUGCCUCCAGCCAUGGGGAAGACAGCCCUCUUUUACCACAGUGGUGGGAGCAGUGGAUAUGAGAGCAUGAUCAGGGACAGCGAGGCCACGGGGAGCGCAUCCUCGGCACAGGACUCCAUGAGCGAGAAUGGCAACUCGGUUAUAGGAAGGUGCAGAAGUCUCAAGUCCCCUAAGAAGAGAAUGAACACAGGUUCCCAGAGACGGCGUCUUCUGCCUACCUUGUCCCCUGAUGCGGCGUCCCCAGCACGGAAGCCGGCAAACAGCUCUGGUGUCCGCUGGGUUGACUUGCGGCCUGUACAGAGAGGGAUGGCAGAGCCAUUUGAGAUCAAAGUUUAUGAAAUUGAUGAUGUGGAGCGACUGCAAAGGAGGCGGGCAGCAGACAACAAGUUGCGGGGAUUUGUAUGUUUCAAUGCAAAGCUGAAGAUACUGGAGCACCGACAGCAAAGGAUCUCAGAUGUCAAAACCAAAUAUGAAGUGCUGAAAAAGGAGCUGGAAGCCACCAAGCAGAGACUGAUGUUGGAUCCCAGUAAAUGGAUCAGCGAGUUUGACCUUGACCAAGGAUUUGAGGUGGACUCGCUGGAGUACUUGGAAGCCCUGGAGUGCGUCACGGAACGUCUUCAGCACCGGGUCAAUUUCUGCAAAGCCCACCUCAUGAUGAUCACGUGCUUUGAUAUCACCCGCGGACGGCGUUAAGCUCCCGGUGAAGAUGAUGACAACGGGAAGGGGGUGGGUGGGUGAGAGAGGGCGGGGCUGGGGCUGAAAAGAGGGGAGUUGAAAAGGAGACAUCCAAAGAUAACAGAAAGAGAAAGAGUGUAGGCGCAAAGUAUGGAGCAUGUAGGCGGAAAGAGAUUUCUCACAGAGGAAUGUAUGCAAACAAAUUUUAAAUGAGAAAAGGGGAUGAUAUUGGAAUGUGAGGAUACACGUUCUCUCGUGAGAUAGACUGAGCACUUUGAGGAAUUUUGAUUUAGGUGUAAAUAUGAAUUGCUUGCGCUAGUUCCCCCCACCCCCCCAACCCCAACCCUUGCGCAGGGGAACGAAGGGCUGCUACUGAGAAAGGAUAUACAGAAAGGACUACAAGUGCCUUGUAAACUUUUAUUAUAUAUUAUUCCAAAAUCUUACAACAAAUUCAUUAUUGUACAGUUGGUGCUAGAUGAUAAGUUUGUUGUACACGUUAUAGAAGCAGUAUCCGUUUUGUAAACCUGCGCACAGGCUGCAUUCUGUCCAGAUGUAAUAACUCGAACCUGCAUACCAUUCCUGUUCAUGUGCAUCCACAGUCUCACCAAACUCAAGGACAAAAGAAAGCUGAUUUAAAACAGGGGGAUGGAAAGAGGGUGGAGAAUCUAUACAGCAAUACAGCAAAAAUCAUACCUUUUUGUGGAGGGUCGGGGGGUGUGCGGAGGGAGAUGUUGGGGGGGUGGGGGGUGGAGUCAAGGAAAAUGAUUUGGUAAUGUUUUGAACCAAUUUUUAAAGGACACUCCACGGUACUUUUUUUUAAAAAAAGAUAUAAAGGCUGGCGUAUUGUACAGGGCAUCGAAGUGUGGAUUUUGAGCAUUGAAAUCCAGACUAGGUACAUUUAACAAAAAAAAGAUAAUGUUUCUGUAAAGAAUGAAAUCAGAUGGUUUUAAUAGGUGUUUUAACUACUUGCUGUUUUUACGUAACUUGUAUUUAUAGAGUAGGAUAGUUGUCAGGAACAGCACAUUAUUAAAGUGACUGUCUUUUACUAACAGUAUCAAGGCCACUCAGAGAGAGACUGUGAAGUCUCUCAGGCAGAUGAUCCCUGGAAAGGACUCUUUAUUCAUAAAAUUGAAAAAUAGCCAGAAAAACCUUGAACACUUCCUUUCAGUUCACUGUGGCUGCCGACUGCAAUCAGUGGGAUAAUUGGAACAGACGUGUACAUGCCACAAUUCAAACCUUGCCUGCACUGCUGCCCUCUGUAAAUGCAAGUGCCAUUUGCAGACUGGGUGUGUUGUGUUUUGUAACGUUCGUGGAUUAGCCUCUCCCAUUUUCUUCAGCAGACACAAGUCACAUUGUGUCCUGCAGUCUCCUGAGGUGUUAUUCAACAAACACACGAGGAAGUCCUCUCUCGCUCAAAGGGAGGCUCUCUCUUACAGUAUUUACUUGCUGGAUGUUUUUCCCAAAUGUUUUAGCUCACAGUUAUAUUACACAUAUGAUCCUAUAACGCUGUAAAAUGCCUCCUCCCACAGCCCCCGACCCCCACUCCCACCCCCACCCACACACACACCCUCUGAAGGAUGUUAGAGUGAGAGUUGAAUGUAAUUUUAGAUUCAUACAAAUAUUGUGCCAUGAGUUGCAGAUUAUACCUAUUGGUGUUUAGGAAUCUCCAGUUAAGGAUGCAACAGAAUGGGCAGUGUUCCCUCUCACAGGGAGAUGCCACUUCACAUCUUGACCCGACUGCUGUUUAUCCUCCACAUCUGUCCUGACAAUGGGUUUGCCAGUCUGACAAAUUGAAGGAGAAAAUCCAGUUGAAGAUGGACCCUGGUGGAGCAACAAUUGCCAACCCCCUCCAUCCUACAUCAACUCCUCCCACCACCACCGCACGAAAAAGGUGCACCAUUUCCCAAACAGGAGAAGCUAACAUGGAAAGAGGAUUAUAGGGAAUGAGAAGAACCCGGGUUAGAAAGAGUUCCGAUCAUUUCGGAUCUGAAUAUUCCCAGUUCAACAAUAUGACAGUAUUAUCACACUAUUUUACAAACAGGUAGAAGUAUCCAAGAAGAGGGAUUCUCCUGCUUAAAACACAAAUGUAAAUCUUGUACAGUGUAACUAUAGUCACCACUAAAUAGCAGCAAGAGAUAAUGCUGUAAUGAUAGUAUCGGCUUGGAUCUUGCAGAAUCCUAGUGAAAGAUGUUAGGGUUCACUGCUGUGCUGCAGAUAAUGGUGAAGAAAAUGAAUCCAGAGUAAUUUAGGGAGAUUCACAACAAAGCCCACAUCAAGACAUCUGGUGGGAAGGCACAUUCGAAUCUCUGUGUCCUUUCCAAUAUUUCUCUUCCUAACCAACUACAAAGAUCAAUGAUUGUGCAGAAAUGGAAAGUGUCAAAACAAAGUUAGUUUAUAGAAUAAAGCAAAAAAAAUCAGUAUAAUGAUCACAGCAGCACAACUGAUGCUGCUGGAGAUAUAGCUACUAUUAAGGCUAGGGUGUAGGCCUUACUGGAUGUGCCAAAUCGGUCAAUGAGAAUUUUCAAUUCCAUCAAUGCUGGAGUUGGUUUUCGUGAGGUUAAUAAUUUUGCCAAAAGAGUUUUUGUUUCACAAUCAAAGACUCUGAAGGCAUAAAGAAGUUAAUCAUUUACUAGAAUUGGUUGAUGGGUCAAUGAGUUUUGACAGCCAUUCCUGGAGAUAACAAGGACAUUCCCUGGGGGUGGCAAUGCCUUUUGGUUCCACUGCAGUCAGUUAAAGAGCAGGACUGAGGUGUUUAUCUGCCUGAGAAGCACGUUUUGCUUUGUGUGGUCUUUCCCAAAGUUGUGCAUUAUAUUUUGCGAAUAGUUGUCUCUCAAUGGUGCUUGAGGCAGUUUCAGCUCUAAAUGUUUAUACGUCUUUCUGUCUCUAUCAACUAAAGUUAAUCUCACAGCUGGAACUGCUACCAACUAACACUCCUGUCACAUUAUGUAUGAAGGACAUAAUUUAUUUAUAAACUCAGGAUGCCCUUGUUUUAUAAAGUUGCUUGUAUUUUGUAAUUUAUUUACACAUCAUGAUUAAAAGAAACGCUGAGAAGUGCUAUGCAUUGUUAUGUACAGUUGCCAAAAUUCAUAUCAUUCCAUUGUCUUUUUUCGCUUGGUUUCCUUUCAUUGUAAUCCCAGAAUUUUGUGUCAUAAAAGUUGAGGCUUGCCGUUUACUUAACUUGUGUACAAAAUGUGUACGAUAGUCAAAUAUUGUAGCCUGUUAUUGUGAAUAAACAGUAUAUUUUACAU
Callorhinchus milii (elephant shark) is the source of this 9668-nucleotide messenger RNA. It is a transcript of the gene kif26ba, whose product is annotated as kinesin family member 26Ba. Bases 28 to 6438 code for a protein of 2136 amino acids. The record is from RefSeq and is a predicted model, not a curated record. NCBI's taxonomy places the organism in Eukaryota, Metazoa, Chordata, Chondrichthyes, Chimaeriformes, Callorhinchidae. Gene Ontology annotation, molecular function: ATP binding; microtubule motor activity; microtubule binding. The transcript is spliced from 15 exons. Gene Ontology annotation, biological process: microtubule-based movement.